UUUGCCACUGAGCUUGUAUCCGAUCGGAGGUAUUUUUCCGAACACGCAUUCCGUCCCAGUAAAACUUCCUGACAUUUCGGUCCGUGUGCCGCGAUUCUGAGAAGACUUAAAUCUUCAGUUACACGCAGCCUGUCGUCCGUCCACGUCGAUGGAAGAAGAAACCAGCUGACCUGAGUAUGGAGCUUUCAUCUUUGCUUCAUGACCUUCACCUCCUCCCCUCUUCCUCCUCAGAGAAGCCCCUCCCCUCUUCCUGUCUACCUCCAAUCACAGAGCUCCUGACUCAGCUGAGGGAGAAGUUAAUUGGCGCAUUUUCAGACUCUGAAACAAUUUCCCUGAUUGGUCGUGUGGAGCGUCUCUUCCAAACAGCAGAUGCCCAUUGGUUAUUCUCUCCAGCCCCCUCCAAUCAGGAUGAUGAGUGGGCGGAGCUUCAGGCUGCAUACAGCUCUGUGGUCAGUGCCUUGAUUGGUUGUGCGGCUCUGCCACUCUGUGAGGACGACUGCGGCUCUCUGCCUGCCGCAGCCUAUCGGAGCAUCCCGAGCCGUGCCGCAGCAGCGUGCUCCGCCCUCACCGCGCUGCUGGGAACUCUGGGAAACGGAGGCGAUCAGACUGGUCUGCUGCUGGCUGUAGCUCCACCCAUCUGUGUGUUCGCUGUCACGCAUUUUCAGGACCAGGUGUGGACCAGCUCCUCCUCCAGAGCGGCGGCUCAGAGCCUGCAGAAGGCGCUGCUGAGGGCGGGGGGCUGGAGAGACUCCCCCCACCUCCUGAUGGGGGAUGGGAGUAGGAGCGAGGAUGAGGAGGGGGGAGGAGAGAGCAGAGGGAUUCUGGGAGGAAUCCUGGAUGUCCUACAGCCUCAGCUGACCAAAGACUCCUGGCAGCGUUGUGAAGCAGUGAAGUUGGUGUUUGCAUGGACUCUCCUGCAGGUCACUCGCCCCUCUCUCUCCUGUUACCUGCUCCGCCUCCUCCCGCCCUCCCUCCUCUUCAAUGACCACUACAGACCAGAGAACUGCAUGCUGGGAAUUCGCUGUCUGCACCACAUAGUGCUCAACACACCUGCUGCUGAUCUCCGUCAGUUGAACAGAGCAGAAGUUCUCUACCAGGCGCUGAUCAAACACCUGUACACCACAGAGGCUGCUGUCAUACAGUCAGCCCUGUUGUGUCUCCUGGACGUGUUGCUGGUUUUGGAGAAGCCUCCGUCCUCGCUCGCCCCCUCCUCGCCCCGCAGGAAGCCCUGUCGCCAUGACGACGUGCUGCGUCUGGUUCUGACACACAUGGAGGCAGAGCAGAAAGUGGCGCUGCGACACGUCUACGCCUCCGCCCUGCCUCUGUUCAUAGACAGGAUGGGCGUAGCAGUGUGCAGACACCUGCAGCGGGUGGAGCGGGUGGUGCUGGGUUACCUGGAGAUCGGAGACCCACCUGAGGAGACGAGUCGACUGAAGAUGCUGGAGGUGUUGCAGAAAACCAUGAGAGCAGCCUGGCCCCGGAUGGCGUGUCGUGGUGACGUGUUGCUGCGUUGCCUGUUGAAGUUGCUGCUGGACGUUUCCUCAGACUCUCAGCUCAGUGAUCCCGUCAGACAGAAGCUGACGAAUCAAACGGCUCUCUGCCUCAGACUGCUGGACGGCUGCUCACAUGGAAACCUGCAGCCUCUCCUCCAGCAGGUCGACAGCAGCUGUUGCAGCUCUGAGGUGCUCCGUUGCCUAGCGACUGUAUGAGGAUAGAGAGGUGAUGCAGCACACCUGGAACAACAGGAUGUCAGACUCUAAGAGACGCCAUGGCAGGGCGGAGCAGCUGCUUCUUCCUUCAUCAUCCACAGAGCAUCAGCAAAAAAUAUGUUUUACAGGUUUUCCUGAAGGAAAGACGUUUGAGUGCUUUGUGUUGUGUUCACAGACCUCAGGAAUAUUAACUUGGUUUAUGUCUUUGGUAGUGCUAAUGCUAACAUUAUUGCUGCAUUCGGGCCACGUGGGAGUUACUGUAAUAAUCAGAAAUCUGACGUGGUCCUGGAGAAAACUGAAGGCACUUCGCUCUGUGCAGCAGGUCCAUAAACCAGUUUGUUGUCCCAGUAAAGAUGGGCCUGUGGAGCAGGGCUACAGCGUCCGAACAGCUUCUGAUACUCAGAUAUGUCCUGGAGACUGCGAUCAUAUCCUUCAGCUUUCAACGGCCGAAAACGUGUUUGUUUCUCAGGUGAAGGACUGAGUUUCUGUCUUUAACUCAGUGUGGGUCACGACUGUUCUCAGAAAAUAAGACAAAUCAGAGUCCAGUGCACGAAGAGCUCGGUGAACUGAACAUCAGUCAGCUUGUGAGUGUGACAGCUGAGAGUCCAGCUGGUCCAGUCUGAGUUUCAGUCCCACUAAACUGUCUUCAGUCUCCAGCCGUCUCUCCUCCAGCGCCUCCUGCUGGUUCCACAAACUGCAGCGCAGGCGAGCCUCAACAGCAGAAAGACAGACACAGUUAGUCCAGAAGUUAGCCUGGCUUAGCACCAGCAGAGGGAAGCAGCCAAUCAGUGGCUGCCAGCCUCCACGCUGUCAUCACUUCCUGCUUCUCUCUGUGUCGUUUAUUCUGUUCUUGUUAACAAUUAAACACAGUUUACCUUCA
Scatophagus argus is the source of this 2589-nucleotide messenger RNA. RefSeq names its product TELO2 interacting protein 2 (gene tti2). NCBI's taxonomy places the organism in Eukaryota, Metazoa, Chordata, Actinopteri, Scatophagidae. The coding region runs from base 177 to 1709 and encodes 510 amino acids. The record is from RefSeq and is a predicted model, not a curated record. The transcript has 10 exons. Gene Ontology annotation, cellular component: nucleoplasm; cytosol; centrosome.